Molecule: messenger RNA, 879 nt
Organism: Hyalella azteca
Lineage: Eukaryota; Metazoa; Arthropoda; Malacostraca; Amphipoda; Hyalellidae
Exons: 5
Coding region: 111-839 (242 amino acids)
Source: RefSeq, a predicted model, not a curated record
UAUUCCUGUGAAUUACCAUGUCUUUUUGAGUCAUUUUAUUUAUAAAUCAGUGUACUUUUUCAGGGAGACAAGUUCAUCAAGGUAUAAAUGCAUCACAUCCAUUAUAAAUAAUGGCUUCUAUUAAUGCUGUUGCUGCUCCUGAUUUCCAAGCAAAUGGUUAUUCUAAUAAUAUAAGUCUUAGUGCCAGCAGUCAUUUAAAUCAACAGCCUUCUCAUCAUUCUGAACUUGCCAAUUUAAUCAAAAGAAGUGAAGCGCAGUCAACCAAAUACCUACACAUUCUACAAAAGGAGAGAGAAGAGAAUAUUCAAGAAAUUCAAACUGCUUAUGGUUGUUAUAAACAAUUUAGUCAAGAAUUUGAUUUAUCUCAAGAAGAGCUCAAGGAAACCAUUCAAGGACUACUUAGAGCUGAAGCUGCACAUCAGAAGCAGCUAGAUGCUUCAAGGACAGCGCAAGACAGACUUGAUACUGCUAGCCUUAAGGCUGAGAUUGAAAAAUUUGAGAAAAUUAAGGAUGCUUGCAAUGCUGACACACGGAAGAUAGAGGAGCAGAUCAUGGAACAGCAGCGUGUCUUGGCCAGCAUUGCUGAGCGCUGCAAGCAGCUGUCUUCAAACAAAUCUUCAAUCUUACCCAAAAUAAAGAAGAAGAUAAACCUGUACACUCGACUCACUCAUAUUACGUGGAAGUAUAAUUCUCCAGAAAAUGAAGUUUGUGGCUUUGUCGCGAGGCCCGAACGGAAGGAGACUAUUCCUUUCAAGCUGAACACCCAGAGCAACUCCGAGUUCUUCAUAUCCAACUUCUUGUGGGACCAACUCACUCUUGAUUCAACGGACUUCGACUGAUGGUCAUCUCACGCUACAUUCAACGGACUUCGACUGAUGG